AUGGGUCGUGCCGGAGCCACGAGUGACGGCGUCGUCCUGGGGACUGUGCUUGUCCUGCUGCUGGCCGCUGGGGCUGUCUGGUGGGCCCUUGGCCACCGGCACCCACCGAGCCGGCGGGCACGGACGGCAAAGAGGAGCGAGCGCCCCGGGGUCCGGCCCCGAGGCUCACGGAGGAACCGAGGAGCCCCUGUGGCUCCCAGGGCCCCCAGGCCUCGGGCGACUCGGCGCAAGCGGCCACGUGCUCCCGCCAGCCCCCUGGGCAGGCCCUGCAGCUGCGGCCCCUGCGUGGCUCUGGCCCAGGAGCUGCAGGAGCUGAUGCGGCUGCUCCGGCAUCCCAGAGGGACACGUGCGCCGCUCUACUCGGGGAUGUGGCAGGCGCUGUGGAAACAACUGGAGGAGCUGGUGAAGCGAGGCCACCUGCCCUGCUGUGGCCCCUCCAGCUCCUCCCGAAGCCUCCAUCCCUUCAAGAGGCUGCUCCCAGCAAGAUUCUCCAUCGCUGGGAGAGCCUCAAGGCCUGCAAGGAUGGCACAGCAGGGGAGAGCCAUCCGUGCAGGAACAUCAGGCUGUCAGAGACCCUGCAUCCUGCCAGGAGCCUCUGCUAUCUCUGACAGCCUCCAUCCCUCGCAGAGGCUCACUGAGACCUGUCAGCCUGCAGAAGAUGCAGGGCCCGUGGACAGGUCUCCCAGCUCCCUUGGACGCACGGGCUUCAACAACGCGGGCGCACCCCUGACCCCUGACAUGGCCAGGGAAAGCCCAGAAGUCCAAACGGGAGCCCAGCCCGAUCCAGGGGAGCCUUCUUGGGAGAAGCUGGCCAAGCAGCAAGCGUCCUGGAGCCAGCAGUGGUCAUCCCACAGCUGCCAGGACGCUGUGCCGCUUGUGCCAGCUGGAGAAAGCCCGAGCCUGGUGGUGGAGACCAGCCUGGAUACAUCAAGGAGGCUCCUCCAUCUCCAGGAAGCUGUCCCAAGACAGCCCUCGACUGCCACGAAGGGCUCUCCAAUAGCAGCUGCUCCUGGCACCCCCCUGGGUGAAGAAGCCUCGGGCUGCAGCCCCGGCCAUGGUCAAUGGCAGAGUCCAGCCCACGAGGCCGGGGCCAGUGACGGUGCCGCCGUGCCCCGCUGCCCCGGGGCUCCUGCAGCCGCCUGUGCGCGCUGCCCAGGCCCGGCUCUGCCGCUCGCCAGCCCGGCGGCUGCGGAGCAGGGGCCGCUGCCCGGCGCGCAGCAGGGAGCAGGGCAAAGGAAGGAGCUGCAGGAGCUGUACCAGCUGGGCCCGCAGCUGGGCAGCGGUGGCUUUGGCACCGUUUUCUCGGGCAUCCGCCUCUCCGACGGGAGACCGGUGGCCAUCAAACGCGUGUCCCGGGAGAGCGUCCUGCAGUGGGACGAGCUGCCCGACGGCACCCGCGUGCCCAUGGAGGUCGUGCUGAUGGAGAAGGUGGGCUCCAGCUGCUACAACAUCAUCCAGCUCCUCGACUGGUUCGAGCUGCCUGACAGCUUCGUGCUGGUGCUGGAGCGUCCGGAGGCAUGGCAGGAUCUCCUGCAGCUCCUGCUGGAGCAGGAGUUCCUGUGCGAGGAGAUGGCGCGCUGGCUUUUCGUCCAGGUGCUGGAGGCCGUGCGGCACUGCACCGCCUGCGGCGUCCUGCACCGGGACAUCAAGCCGGCGAACCUCCUCGUGGACCCGGAGAGCGGCGACCUGAAGCUCAUCGACUUCGGUUGUGGCACCUUCCUCCAGGAGCGGGCCUACACGCGCUUUGCCGGAACGCACGCCUACAGCCCGCCCGAGUGGGUCUGCCUUGGCUGCUACGACGGCCAUGAAGCCACCGUUUGGUCCCUGGGCGUGCUGCUGUACGUCAUGGUCUGCGGGAGACUCCCCUUUGAGGACGACCAUGCCAUCCUGCUGGGGCAGCCCUUCUUCUGGCAGCAGGUCUCUCCAGAGUGCCAGCAUCUGAUCCGCUGGUGCUUGACCAAGCACCCCGCUUACAGGCCACAGCUGGAGGAGAUCUUGCGCCACCCUUGGGUGCAGGGCAGGCGCUUUUGACACCUUGCUGGAGCCCCUGCUGCACCCACGUACAGAAUCCCACACAGGACUGAGGACCCGAGAAAUAAAACAACAACAAACCCAU
Melospiza georgiana is the source of this 2116-nucleotide messenger RNA. RefSeq lists its product as uncharacterized. Bases 1 to 2031 code for a protein of 676 amino acids. The record is from RefSeq and is a predicted model, not a curated record. Gene Ontology annotation, biological process: protein autophosphorylation. Gene Ontology annotation, cellular component: cytoplasm. The transcript has 7 exons. Gene Ontology annotation, molecular function: protein serine/threonine kinase activity; ATP binding. NCBI's taxonomy places the organism in Eukaryota, Metazoa, Chordata, Aves, Passeriformes, Passerellidae.